This is a messenger RNA of Suricata suricatta (meerkat), 6003 nucleotides long. RefSeq names its product LIM domains containing 1 (gene LIMD1). Gene Ontology annotation, molecular function: transcription corepressor activity. Gene Ontology annotation, biological process: cytoskeleton organization; negative regulation of hippo signaling; positive regulation of miRNA-mediated gene silencing. The coding region runs from base 485 to 2473 and encodes 662 amino acids. The transcript is spliced from 8 exons. Gene Ontology annotation, cellular component: transcription regulator complex; nucleus; adherens junction. Lineage: Eukaryota; Metazoa; Chordata; Mammalia; Carnivora; Herpestidae. The record is from RefSeq and is a predicted model, not a curated record.
CCGGCGCUCGGGACGUGCCUGCGCCCCCGGCCGCCGCGCCUGUGCCGCGGCGCGUCCUUCGGCCGCCACCCUCUCCCGCCAAGCCGGCUUCACCCGGCCCCGUCCAGAGGCUGCUCUCGUCGUCCCGUUUCGGACUUUGGUUGCUUUAGGAGGGGAUUUGCUGCUUCUGUUUCUUUUUCCUUUUACGAUUUGCAAAAGAGAAAAGAACGCGCACGGCAAGCUGGGCCGGCGAAGCGCCACCAGCCGCCCCCACGUGGACACCUCUGAGGCGAAAGGGAGUUGGAAGCAAACUUGGGCCAGCUGGCCUUGAGGCCUCCUCUCCGGCCGGACUCCCAGGCCCGGGGUCAUGACUCUCAGGCCCCGCAGGUGGAAGGCUUUACCUGUCCUGGGCUGGACCUGAGUCCCGCACUGCCUCAGCAACCGCACCAUCCCCCUGCAGCCACACACCGGACACCUGGGCUAGGCUCUGACCCCCGCCUGUGACAUGGAUAAGUACGGCGACCUGGGCCUGGAGGCCAGUAAAUUCAUUGAGGACCUGAACAUGUACGAGGCCUCCAAGGACGGACUCUUCCGAGUGGACAAGGGGGCAGGCAACAACCCCGAGUUCGAGGAAACGCGCAGGGUGUUUGCCACCAAGAUGGCCAAGAUCCACCUCCAGCAGCAGCAACAGCUCCUGCAGGAGGACACCCUGCCCAGGGGGAGCAGAGGCCCAGUCAAUGGCGGGGGCCCCCCGGGCCCACAGAUCCGCCGGGACGCCGGUGUGGGCAACAAGCUGACCCUGGACGGUGCUGCCAAGCCCCCUCUCGCUGCCUGCACAGCGGGUCCUGGGACAGCCCCCACCGUCGCCUCUGGGCAGCCCUCGUACCCACCCCAGGACCAGAGGGCCAGGCCGUAUGUCCGUGGCACAAGCCACGGCAGCCAGGACUGUGGCUCCAAGGAGAGCGUGGCAUGCUGGGAGAUGUCUGCCUUCCGCCAGCCGGGCCCCUGUGAGGAUCCUUCCUGCCUCACCCACGGAGACUAUUAUGACAACCUGUCUUUGGCGAGCCCGAAGUGGGCUGAUGAACCUGGAGCGUCCCCGGGCAUCAGGGGGAGCGUAGGGAGUGGGUGGCCUGGCACCCAAGGGGCUGAUGCACCGCUGCCCAAACCCCCCGGGGACCCUCCCCUGUACCAGCCUCAGAUCUCCCUGAGCUCCAGCAAGUCAUCGGAGAGCGGCCAGGAUGGCAGUGGUGGUGGCCGUGGUGGUGAGAAGCCAGCUGGGCUUUGGACUACCGCCUCUUCCCAGCGGGUGGGCCCUGGCCUUUCUUCCCCAGGCCCGGAGAACGGGGCCCUCGUGGGGCCCGCUCAGCCCAGGACCCCUUCUCUCUUAGCACCGUCGGCCCAGAGCUGCCCCAGCCAAGGAGCUCUUCCCAGAACAAACUUGGGGGUGGGGAGUGAGGUUUCGGGCACCAUGUCCAAACCCACUGUGGACCCUCAAGCCUGGUUCCAAGAUGGACCCAAGUCUUACCUUUCUAGUUCUGCCCCCUCAUCCUUACCAGCCAGCACAGACAGUUUGCCGUCGGGGGCGGCCCCUGGACCGGGUCCCAAGCCUGCCUGCACGGACCCUGGCACUGGUCCCAAGCUCAGCCCCACCAGCCUUGUCCAUCCAGGGAUGUCUACCCCACCUGAGUUAUCUUGUAAAGAGGGCCCCUCUGGCUGGGCAUCGGACGGCAGUCCCACCAGGGUGAGGCUGCCCUGUCAGACCCUCGUCCCAGGCCCCGAGCUUGGGCCCUCGGCUGCCGAACUGAAGUUAGAAGCGCUCACUCAGCGUCUGGAGCGGGAGAUGGGGACUCACCCGAAGGCCGACUACUUUGGAGCCUGCGUGAAAUGCAGCAAAGGGGUGUUCGGGGCCGGCCAGGCCUGCCAGGCUAUGGGGAACCUCUACCACGAUGCGUGCUUCACCUGCGCGGCCUGCAGCCGGAAGCUGAGAGGAAAAGCCUUUUAUUUUGUCAACGGCAAAGUGUUUUGUGAGGAAGAUUUCUUGUACUCCGGGUUCCAGCAGUCUGCCGACAGGUGUUUUCUGUGUGGACAUCUGAUCAUGGACAUGAUCCUGCAGGCCCUCGGGAAGUCCUACCACCCCGGCUGCUUCCGCUGCGUCAUCUGCAACGAGUGUCUGGACGGGGUGCCCUUCACCGUGGACUCCGAGAACAAGAUCUACUGUGUCCGAGACUACCACAAGGUGCUGGCCCCCAAGUGCGCAGCCUGUGGGCUUCCCAUCCUUCCACCUGAGGGCUCGGAUGAGACCAUCCGUGUUGUGUCCAUGGACAGAGACUUCCACGUGGAGUGCUACCACUGCGAGGACUGCGGCCUGGAGCUCAACGACGAGGACGGCCACCGCUGCUACCCCCUAGAAGACCACCUGUUCUGUCACACCUGCCACGUCAAGAGACUGGAGAAGAGCCCCUCCCCUGCAGCCCUCCACCAGCACCGCUUCUAGCCGGAGCCUCUUCCAGACCUCGCAGCGUUGCCAAGCCAGACACCUGCCUGCUAAUUCCGGUGGCCCCCAGGGGGGGACUCCGUGGGGCGGGGUGGGGACAGGCAGGUGAGUUUCUGCCGAUGCGUGCGGCCCCUGCUUCACCCGGGGAGGUGAGCCCUCCCUGUCUGGUAGGUGUUACCUUUCUGCGCCACCCCGCCCUCAUCGGAUUACUCAGGAAGACACUCUAGCAGGUGUGUGGCAGUGUGUGACACCCCGAGGAGCCCUCCAGCCCCUCCGGGGACAGUUCAUGCUUUAGGAAAAGUUGGCACUGAGCGUACUUCGAGGUGUCCUCUGAAGAUCGCUCAGCUGCCAGGACAUUCAGCCCCUCCCUGUGCCGUUGGGAAAACACCUGCACCAGACACUGUCCCCGCACACAGCGCGACUGCAGACCGCACCCCAACACACACACACACAUACACACACACACACACACACACACACACACACACACACACAGCAUUAUUUAAGACUUCUUUCCGCCCCAGAGACUCUGCUCUUCUGGCGAGCGGCUGCAAAUUUUAAUUGUGUGGUGGCAAGAGGGAAACCGUGACCUGUGACCUGUGCUCUGGGUCCGAGGAAGAAUCUCCGUGGUCAACCGGAGCGGAGUUUUGGACCAAGCGAGCCGACCUUUCCUCCUGGUGUUUUAGGUCCUCCCGCAAAUCCACACUCCCUGCCAGGCACCUGGGGCCCCGGUGGAGGUUUGCCCCGUCUGGCAGCAGAGCGUGUUUGGGACGAGGACUCGGGACAGGCGCCCGGCGUCCUUUGCCCUCCUGUUUGCAGUGUCUUUUUCUGGAGCUCUCGAGAGUCUGGGACUUUGGAGUCGCUCCCGCAGAGGCGAGUCUCAGGAUCCCAUGUAGAGACAGCUCUGUGCCUGUCGCAACGGAUUUAACAGGGCUUCAGGGACGCUUCGCCCACGUGCUGAGAGCCGGCCCCUCAUACAUGAGGAGACUGUGUGUGUGUGUGUGUGUGUGUGUGUGUGUGUGUGUGUGUGUGUGACAUCUCUAGCCAGCACGAGACGAGUGCCUCAGGAACACCCACCACGUUCGUUCUGCACAUCCGCCUCUGGCCCAGCGCUUGGCCACGGGCAUGGGCCGCGAAGAAACUGCAGAAGGUACCCUGCUUCGGUCUGUUUCUUUUCUCAUUUUUCCCUGUUCGCCUCUGCUUUCAAUCUCCCACAUGCACAAAAUACCUCACAGAUAAGGGCUUCGCCAGACCGCAUGGCAGGAGGGACUCGGCCAUCCCGCUGAGCUCGGAGAUGCCGUCGUGGGUGCAGGUGUCUUGGCCGCCACGUGGGCCACAUGCCCGCGGGUCAGGGCGCUGUGGGCUUAGCGGAAGGUCGGCUGAGGGUGGAUCUAGUCCCACAGGGUGCUGAUGCCUGGUGCAUUUCAUCACGCUGGUGCCCCGAGUGGCCGGGGCAGAGGCAGGGCCGCCCCCAUGCAGGAUUUCAAGGUCGCCUCUGCACUUGAGGAAGCACAGUUGGUGGCCUUGCGGGUCACCUGCCUGAGGCCGGCCGUCAGUCUGCCUGGUGUUUCGAUGAGAAGACGGUGUAAAAGACUGAAACAAGAAGGUUGCCUGCCGUUCAGCCCCGGGGAGGAGUGUGGUUGCGGGAGCCGGGGUCAGGCCCCUGCUGCCAGCUGGCCUGGGAGCAUUGUCCUGGCAUCCACUCGCCGCCACCUCCCCCCGCCUGGCACCCAGGGCAGCAGGGGCCACGGAGAGCGGUCACGGGAGCCCGAGGCCCACGGGACUCACAGACUCUUCAGCGGGCCCGGCUCCCCUUCUAGGCUGUCUUUUGAGUCCUUUCGGUUGCAGUUGCUGCAAGAGGCACAGAAUUGGCACCGUGAGUUGCCUCCAAUUUGUAUUCACUUCUUCUCGCCAGAGUCCUUUGGCCAGAUGUCACUUCGGCCCAGGCUGCGUGCUCUCAUUGGUCCCAGCCCACAGGCCGAGGCUCCAGAUGCUGCGUGGGGCCAAGGGACCGGACCCCUGACGUCCCGUAGAACGGCCAGGCCGGCUCUGGCAAGGCUGGGGGGCACACGAAGCCAGCCGACAUGUCUCCAGCCUUCACACCCGGUGCUCCGCAGGCAGGUGGAGCAAAAAGUGAGGAGAACUGUCAGAAGCGGGGAUUUGUUUGCAAAGUGGGUGACUAAUGAGUUAAAAAAAAAUCUUGGGAUUAAUUUUUUAAACGCAGUGUUUUAAAUGGACAUGAUUGGGACACCUGCAAACGUCGUGUUUUAUACUAUUGAGGAAGACGAGUGAGAGAACUUCCAGGCACCCUCGGGGUCCAAGCAGCACGUUCUCUCGGCCCAGGGCCCUGGAGCAGCGCGGGUGGCAACCUCGCACCAGUCCUGUUUCUCGGGCUCUUGUGCUAAAGCCGUGAAGCGGUGUUCGGCUAUGUUCUGACGCUGUUCGCCAAACAGAAUUGUAAUGGGGUUGGAUUUACAGGCACCUGGAAAGAAGACACAGCACCCUGUAGACCAGGAUGAAUACAUUUAUUUUAAAAGGUAGAGUGGGUAGCCCUUCCUGAGUUCCCUAGAUAGCUCUUGGGUUUUAGAGAAACAAGGAGAAAUAAGGUUUGGUUCCAGACCCCAAAGUCAGCCUCUGGCCUCCUCCCCGGCCCUAUUUUGCUGUUAGAUGUUUCUUCCCCACCCCCACCCCUCCCACUCCACCCCUUCCCCAGCGAGGGCCAUUCAGAAACUGCCGGGGUGGUCUGAGAAAAGCCAAGAACGACGUUUGGCCUGCCGUUCUCGCCCUCUUGAUGUUACUCUCCCACCUGUCACUGGCUAGAGUGGUUUGUUCGUCUCCUCACGGACGGGCGUUCCAUCCCGCCCGGGUCAUUGCCUGUACGUGGCAGCCGGGUUUUCCAUCUUUCCGCGGGGUGGUGCUCCAAGUGAAAACCUCUCAGCUGAGUAGUGAGGCCUGGGCGGCUGCGACUGCAGGAAGGAGUUCUGAUCACCGUCACCUGGUACCAUCACCCUGUUCCCAAGGGCUGGAGUCAACACAAAAGGAAAAAUGUCAGGACCUGAGAGAACGAUCUGGAACCUCCCAUCCUUGGCAGGCAUGCGCGGGAAAGUAGGGCAGCCAUGAUGUCCCCCGGUUCCCUCACAAACCAUGUGCCAAGUCUUGACCCCAAACCAGCCAUGUUGCUGGGCGCACCAGUCACGGCUCUGUCUGCCAGAAAUGAGUUCUAACUUCCGGGUGAUUCGAAGUCAAUCUUAAUAGAAUAAAAUGAGUAAAAUAUAGUAGCUGUUGUUCUGAGCUGGAACUGGACAUAAGGAAGUUUCCAUGGAGUGUAUUAAAAUUUCACUGUGCAGGGAAAUUAUUUUCCGCUGUAUCUCUUCUUUUAUGAUAAAAAUUCUUCAAAAUUGUACUGUUACUAUAAACGAUUCAAAAUAUUGUUACUUUAAAAUUUUCAAAACUGUACUGUUACUCUAAAAUGAUUCAAAAUAUGACAAUAAACUAUCAAUUUGUAGUCUAUUAAAGUGCUCUCCAACAUG